AGGAGAAGAACUAGAAGAAUGGAAACGUAACCUUACUUUCUUCUUGUUUGCUCUUCUUUGUAAAUUGUUUAAAUGUAACUUAAUAAUGGCUUCAUAUUACCAAAAUCUCCAACAAAUAAGCAAACUAACAACUAAUUUUUUAUCUUUAGUCCAAAAGAGGCAAAGUACUUACUAUAGCUCCCCUUUACUGUCGGAAAUUGGUAAAGUAAAAGUAAAAUAUAGCGUUUCAAAAUCUCCUGAAGAGUGGAAAUAUGUUGAAAGAUUAUUACCACCCCUUACGGUCCCUGAACCAGUUCCUAAAGAGACAUAUCUUUCAGAGUGGAGGCCUCAGUUAAACGAAUGUUUGAAAGAAAAGUAUUUUAUACAGAGGACUAAAAAUCACAUGAUUCCUGUUUACUUGAAAAUAGGACAGCAUGGAAUAAGAAAAGUGACAAUAAUUAAAAACAUUAAAGGUGAUAUUUGGGCUUUAGAGCAGGAACUUAGAGAUUUUCUACAAAAGGAAACUCCAAAACCACUCCGUUCUCAAGUUAAUGAAUUUGCUGCAUAUAUUAGAAUUUAUGGUGAUUAUGUUAAUGCUAUUAAAUAUUGGUUAACAGAAAAAAAAAUAUAGUCCAUUAGUAAAUUAAACUAGUAUAAUUUGA
This is a messenger RNA of Agrilus planipennis (emerald ash borer), 641 nucleotides long. RefSeq names its product probable 39S ribosomal protein L49, mitochondrial (gene mRpL49). Gene Ontology annotation, molecular function: structural constituent of ribosome. The transcript has 2 exons. The record is from RefSeq and is a predicted model, not a curated record. Gene Ontology annotation, cellular component: ribosome; mitochondrial large ribosomal subunit. Gene Ontology annotation, biological process: translation. The coding region runs from base 86 to 610 and encodes 174 amino acids. NCBI's taxonomy places the organism in Eukaryota, Metazoa, Arthropoda, Insecta, Coleoptera, Buprestidae.